Aphidius gifuensis is the source of this 2333-nucleotide messenger RNA. RefSeq names its product N-acetylglucosamine-1-phosphotransferase subunits alpha/beta (gene Gnptab). Gene Ontology annotation, molecular function: UDP-N-acetylglucosamine-lysosomal-enzyme N-acetylglucosaminephosphotransferase activity. The record is from RefSeq and is a predicted model, not a curated record. Lineage: Eukaryota; Metazoa; Arthropoda; Insecta; Hymenoptera; Braconidae. The transcript has 2 exons. Gene Ontology annotation, biological process: N-glycan processing to lysosome; carbohydrate phosphorylation. Gene Ontology annotation, cellular component: Golgi apparatus. The coding region runs from base 192 to 2333 and encodes 713 amino acids.
CGAAAGCAAAAAAAAUAAACAAAUAAAAACAAAAAACAUCAGUAAAUACCGGUCUUGAAUUUAAAGCAACAACAAUAUUAUUAACAAAACAAAAACAAUGUAUAAUUUGCAGCUAGUUUUUUUUUAUUAAAAAUAAUAAAAAUAGUUAAUUAUUGCAAUGAUAAUAUAUUGUUUUAAUAACGACAAUUAAAAUGAGUACAUGGAAAUUACUACAAAGACGUUGUUAUGAUUUACUAUCUCAUAAAUCAUCACUUCUUAUUAUUGUAAUUGCAUUUACUUGUACAUUUAUUGGUAUAAUACACUUUGGCGAGGUUUGGCUUGCUUGGAGUAAAGAAAAAUAUGAAGCAGUGUUUCAUUCAUUCAAUGACAACAUACUUGGUAAAUCAUUUCAAAGAAAAUUAUGUCAACAUGUACCAAUUGAUGUUGUCUAUACAUGGGUAAAUGGUUCUGAUCCAAUAUUUAUAAAUAAUUUAGAAAAAUAUGUACCAAUGAAUGAUGUUAAUGCUGCAAAAUCAAGAUUCAAUGAUAAAGAUGAAUUAAGAUAUUCAUUACGUUCAUUAGAAAUGUAUGCACCAUGGAUAAGACAUGUUUACAUUGUUACAAAUGGACAAAUACCAAAUUGGCUAGAUAUGGAUAAUCAAAGAAUGACAUUAAUAACACAUGAUGAUAUAUUUAUUAAUCAUAAACAUUUACCAACAUUUUCAAGUCCAGCAAUUGAAACACAUAUACAUAAUAUACCUGGUUUAUCAGAUAAAUUUUUAUAUUUUAACGAUGAUAUUUUUUUGGGCAAUGAAAUAUGGCCAGAAGAUUUUAUAACACAAACUGGUGGACAAAAAAUUCAUCUUGCAUGGCCAGUACCAGAUUGUUCAGAUGUUUGUCCAUGGAUUUGGGUUGGUGAUGGUUCAUGUGAUACUGUUUGUAAUACAACAACUUGUGAAUAUGAUGGAGGUGAUUGUAAUUCAACUAAUCAUAUAACAGACAGUCAAAUGAUUAAUGAAGAUUUUGAUUAUCCAUUUAAAAUACUUGAAAAUAAUAAUAACAAAGAAACAUUGAGAUUAUUUGAAUUAUUAAAAGAUAAAAAUACACAAACAGUUAAUUAUUUUAAUUCGAAAAUUCCACAAUUACGUAAAUUAAAAUAUAUAAAUACACCAACAACAUCAACAUCAUCAACAUCAAGACGAACAGAAAAAUUAAAAUUAAAAUUAAAUAAAAGAAAAAAGCUAAAUACAACAAUUAAUAAUAAUAAUAUUGUUAUUGAUAAAUCAAAAUAUAAAUUAAAAAAAAUAAAAGAAAAAAAUGAUGAUAUUAUAAAUUUAAUAAAUCCAAAUGAUCAGACAAAUAAAUUAAAAAUUAAAAAUAAUAAAAAAUUAAAUAAAAAACUUGAUACAUAUGCAGAAUCGCUGUUGUAUGUUAAUCAUAUAUUUAAUUCAGUGUAUGGUUUUGAAAGACGUAAAGUACCAGCUCAUAUGCCACAUUUAAUUGAUCGUAAUAUAAUAAUUGAAUUACAAAAAAAAUUUAAUAAUGAAUAUUAUAAAACAUCAUCACAUAGAAUACGUAAUUCAAAAGACAUGCAAUUUGCAUUUACAUAUUUUUAUUAUAUUAUUAGUGAAAAAAUAAUUGAAUCAACAAAUAAAAUAUUUGAUAUAUUUGAUACAGAUAAAUCAGGUACAUGGUCUGAUCGUGAAAUACGUACAUUAUUAACACGAAUGUAUGAUUUACCAUUGGAUUAUAGUCUUGUUAUUGAUUUCGAAUCAAUAAUAUUAAAUUGUUCUAAAAAUAUAAAAUUUGAUGAUGUUAAUGAUGUACCAAGUGGUGAACGUUAUCUUGAUUCAACACUACCAAUUGUAACACGUAAUUUAAUUAAUAAAUGUACUGGUAUUAUUGAUAAAAUUAAAAAAUUUGGUCAAAUAUCAAAGUAUCAUCAUGAAAUAAUAAAAGCUGGUAAAAAUGAAAUUUUCGAAAUGCUUACUAGUAAUGUAUCACAUACAGUACAAAUACUUGAUAAUAUAAGACGUCAGCCAAAAAAAUUUAUUUGUUUAAAUGAUGAUUUAGAUCCAGAUAAAAAAAUGGAAAAUGAUAUUGUACGUGCAUUAUUGAAUGAUUUUUAUCGUGCAUUAUAUCCAUUGAGAAGUAGCUUUGAAUUACCAGCACAAUAUCGUAAUCGUUUUUCAAAUAGACAUGAUUUAUUUGAAUGGCGUAAAAGUCGUAUUAGAGCUAGAAAUAUAUUAUUGUUAUUGGUUACAUUAUUAAUUUUCUUUACAAUUUAUCAUAUUUUUCAUCAAACAAUUAAAAGAUUUUUACGUUACAGAUCAUUGUCAACAUUAAAUAUUUAA